UAGUGGCCCAACGACUUACGAAUACUGGAAGCGCGCUUCCCGGGCGGCGGUGUGCAUGCAACCCGACGGGAACCGGAGCCUGAGGGCUGUUGCCUUCACAACUUUGGAAACUGCCUCCUCAUUUCUGCCCCUGAGGUGACACAAUCAGCAGGCGACAAAGUGGCGGGUGACGCGGGUCUCGCUUGACGCUUUUAUUUCUUGACUCACCAGGCCCUAGCCUUAGCCUCCCAGCGCCACCGCCAGAUUUCAAAGUAUUCGAAAAUUGCAACCAUCGACGCUAAAGAACCUCGUGCAUCUUCGUCGCUCCAUCCGAGCCAACCACCAUGAAUGGCAUGAAUAGCUUAUUAGCCCUGGCGAGCACCUCGCUGCUAAAUGGAGGGACCUCAUCGGUCCAGGACUUGGAGGAGCGGAUCCCCGGGUUCUCAGUGUUGCGGGACUUUUUCAAAAGAUGGCUGAGGAUCGACCUUACAACUCUCCUCACCGCUGCAGCGUUGAUGGGCGCGGCAUCGAGCGGCGCGCAGAGCCUGCAGGAUACCGGAUCUAAAUUCUACUGGUGGAUCGUGCGCUUCCUGACGGCCUCCAUCUCGAUCGCGGGUAACGACCGACUCAAUCGCGAGGUGCUAAACUGGCUGGGAGCGCACGUUCUGGCGAAAAGGGGAACACGAAUCCUGACGGCCAACUCGGAGACGAUCCGGAACGAUGCUUGGUCGUACAGGCGCGUCUCACAGGAGCGCAACGACUUCCACCACGAGAAGCGGAUGCCCGUGCAAUAUCUGCCGACUUUUGGAACGACUUGGUUUAUCCACAAGCGUAAUCUGUUCAUGGUGCGCCGCAUCCUAACGAGCAGCUCCCACUACCACAGUUCCUGGACUAGGACGCCAGACGAGUACGCGGGAGCGCCCGAGGGCGAUGAGCCACUUGUAGUCAUGUGCAUUGGGCGGUCCGUCGAGCCGAUCAAGCGAUUUCUCACCACGUGCCGCGAGUUUGCGGACAAGCAGCGCGAGGCCUAUAUCACGGUCCGAAUCAGCAAGCGCAGCUACGACGAAUCGUGGGAUACGACCAUCCUACGGCCACUCCGCCCUCUUGAGACAGUUCACUUUGACGAGAGGAUCAAGGACGCUCUGGUAGCAGACAUCGAGAAUUACUUGGAUGUUAACACGCGCAGGUUCUACAACGGGCGCGGCAUUCCCUACCGCAGGGGCUUCCUCCUGUACGGGCCUCCCGGCACUGGAAAGACGUCGUUGUCGCUCGCUCUCGCGGGUAGAUUCGGGCUGGAGCUGUACUUGCUCCACAUGCCGAGCGUACGAGACGACUCGGUACUCGAGAAGCUCUUCACAGCGCUCCCUCCGCGAUGUCUCGUCCUUCUCGAAGACAUCGACGCCGUCGGGAUCAAGCGUCGCACAGUAAGGGAUUACGAUAGCAGCGACAGCGACGAUGACGAGAACAAGAGUGAUUCUGUUGAUGACAACGACCGGGUGCGCUCGAACUGCACGCUCUCUGGGCUGCUGAACGUCCUCGACGGAGUUGCGUCUCAAGAAGGGCGGAUCGUGCUCAUGACAUCCAACUUCGCCGAGAAGCUGGACAAGGCACUUGUUCGCCCGGGCCGGGUCGACAGGAUGAUCUACCUCGGCCAUAUUUCGCAACGCAGCUGCGAGCUCAUGUUCUUGCGGAUGUACGGCCCCAAUGCGGAUGGCUCCGCCCCGGCAGACAGGGCGGUGCAGCUUCCGGAAGACGAGCUCAAACGGCUCGCACUCGACUUCAGUGGACAUAUCCCCAACGAACUGUUCACUCCAGCACAAGUCCAAGGAUAUCUCCUCAACUACCGGGACUCGCCCCUCGAUGCGUUGGCCAAUGUCGGGCGGUGGGUGAAGGAGGAAGUCGAAAUGAUAGAAGCAGCAAAGGAGAAAGAGAGAAAGGCGGCCGAGAUCAAGAAGAAGAAGAGGAGGGAGAGAAAGCUGAAGAGGGCAGCUAGGCUGGCUGAGGCGAUGCGCGAUUACGAUUCAGACAAGGAGCUCGAAGACUUGCGGAAGAAGAUGAUAGAAGAGAAGAGAAAGAAGAAGCAGAAGGCGAAGCAGGAGGGGACCGAAGCGGAUGCGGAUGUUGAGGGCGAGACAUCCGAAAAACUCAUCACUAAAACCGUGGAUGGCGAAACACCUAACGGAGUUUCGACGGAUGGCAACGCGCUUCCGAAGACGGAGAAAGAAGGGACCGUCGCGGUUGAUGGAAAGAUACAUCACAACGGCGAAGAAGCCGCACAUAAUCCUGUUCCGACGGAACAAGCGACCGUCACCAACGGCAGUUGAGGGGAAUUGGAGCAUUAAGUGUCGUCGACCGGGGGGUUCGUUGGACAUUGGACCUGGAGGCUAUCGCUGUGCGGUGGCGAUGAUUUCUUCGAUCGAUAUCCGUAUGAUCAAUAUCAUCAGUUGCAUCCUCGUUUGGAGAGCACUGCAGCAUGGAAAUGCUUGGCUCUUGUGUGAAUUCAAGAGCCGUAACCGAAGGAAAGGAACUUUGAACUCUCA
Chaetomium strumarium is the source of this 2519-nucleotide messenger RNA. RefSeq names its product BCS1 N terminal-domain-containing protein. The record is from RefSeq and is a predicted model, not a curated record. Gene Ontology annotation, biological process: protein insertion into mitochondrial inner membrane from matrix; mitochondrial respiratory chain complex III assembly. The transcript has a single exon. NCBI's taxonomy places the organism in Eukaryota, Fungi, Ascomycota, Sordariomycetes, Sordariales, Chaetomiaceae. Gene Ontology annotation, cellular component: mitochondrial inner membrane. Gene Ontology annotation, molecular function: ATP binding; ATP hydrolysis activity. Bases 324 to 2303 code for a protein of 659 amino acids.